AUGUGUUUAGGAGGAAUUCCCCCCCAAUCUGAAUCCAAGUGGUGUUUUCUUAUUGGACUUCUGUGCCAGUCAUGGAUUGUCCAUAAAGAGCACCAUGUUCAAGCACAAAAGUGUCCUGUUCAAGCUGUGUUUUUGACAAGUCAUUUAGCAACAAAAUCUUCAAGCUGUUUGGUUAAUAAGAAAUGUGUUAAAGUGAAGAAAAAUUUAGACUCAUACAGGAAAGUCCAGAAAGAACAAAAGUUUAAUUGUGAUGACUGUGGAAAACAGUUUAGCAGAAUAUCAAAUUUAAACAUUCACUUGAGAGUCCACACGGGACAGAAGCCUUUUUUCUGUGAGCUUUGUGGACAAAGAUUUAACCAAAAGACACAUUUAAACAGUCACACUCGUGUCCACACUGGACAGCAGCCAUUUGCCUGUGAGCUCUGUGGACAAAGAUUUAACCGCAAGACAAAUCUUAACAGACACAUGAGAGUCCACACAGGACAGAAGCCUUUUGCUUGUGGUCUCUGUGAACAAAGAUUUAGCCAAAAGACACAUUUAAACAUUCACUUGAGAGUACACACAGGACAGAAACCUUUUGCCUGUGAACUCUGUGGAAAAAGAUUUAGCCACAAAUCAACUUUAAGCUGUCACAUGAAAGUCCACACAGGACAGAAACCUUUUUCCUGUGAGAUAUGUGGACAAAGAUUUAGGGAUAAGUCAACAUUAAACAGACACAUGAGAGUCCACACAGGACAGAAACCUUUUGCUUGUGGUCUCUGUGAACAAAGAUUUAGCCAAAAGACACAUUUAAACAUUCACUUGAAAGUACACACAGGAAAGAAACCUUUUGCCUGUGAGUUUUGUGGACAAAGAUUUAGGGAUGAGUUCGCUUUAAACAGUCACAAUAAAGUACACACAGGAAAGAAACCUUUUACCUGUGAGCAGUGUGAACAAAGAUUUAGUCAGAAAUCAACUUUAAGCUGUCACAUGAGAGUCCAUACAGGACAGAAGCCUUUUGUCUGUGAGUUCUGUGGACAUAGAUUUAGUGAUGAGAGAAAUCUAAACAGACGCACACGAGUCCACACAAGACAGAAACAUUUUUGCCUGUAUAGUAAUUAG
Nothobranchius furzeri (turquoise killifish) is the source of this 1101-nucleotide messenger RNA. NCBI's taxonomy places the organism in Eukaryota, Metazoa, Chordata, Actinopteri, Cyprinodontiformes, Nothobranchiidae. The record is from RefSeq and is a predicted model, not a curated record.